This is a messenger RNA of Mya arenaria, 3664 nucleotides long. Its product is annotated as proprotein convertase subtilisin/kexin type 6-like. The coding region runs from base 1 to 1827 and encodes 608 amino acids. The record is from RefSeq and is a predicted model, not a curated record. The transcript is spliced from 13 exons. NCBI's taxonomy places the organism in Eukaryota, Metazoa, Mollusca, Bivalvia, Myida, Myidae. Gene Ontology annotation, molecular function: serine-type endopeptidase activity. Gene Ontology annotation, cellular component: trans-Golgi network; Golgi membrane. Gene Ontology annotation, biological process: protein processing.
AUGGCGACCGAAAUAUUUUUCAAUGUGAUCAUUUGUAUAUUAGUUGUGUUUUGUACGGUAGAUACAACGGAAUACACAGACAAACUCAUCAUAGAAGUUCAAGAUCAGCUACUAGAGAAAGUUAAACACUGUUUGCACCAGCUUCAGUAUGAAUACGUUUACAAGAUCAUUAAAGGAAUACACGUAUUUGAGAAAACGGGUGGCAUUCAUGGAAAACUUUCGGACGAUCAACUGCAGGAUAUAAAGCAACAUUGCAAAGAAAUGAAUAUGACCUUGGAGCAAAGUCGAUACAUGUAUCCCUUGAUACCGACAACGGAAGAUGAAGAGGUUGGCAGAUUGCCUAAGAACUUCUCUAUAAUAAGCUGCUCAGGAUUAUACCACAAAGAACAUGGAAUUUCACAGGCUUGGACGGCAGGUUACAGCGGCAAAAGAAUUAACAUUGGGAUAAUCGAUGCUGGCUUCCAUGGAAAACACACGGACUCACUGCCGAUUAAUAUAUCAUUCGCGCUUGAUUUUAAAAGUAAAGUUGGAGAGAUUCAUCAAACGAACACUGAAGCAAACAAUAUGAACGAGGCAUCUGACAAAUCCUGUGACUUGUGCGAUAUUGGGAUAGCUUAUGAUGCACAUUAUGUUGAUAUUGAGAUCGGGUCGUUUAUAGGUAUAACUCGUGCACAUGCAACUGAUGCCGAUUCUUUUGCAAAGGCAUUAGUUUACAAACAGUUUCAAGUCGAUAUAUAUGCAUGCGAAUGGAAAUUCGACUUUGAACUGCGUGAAACCGACAUUGCAAUCCAGUCGUCCAUUCAGAGCGGAGUUAAAGUGGGUCGAGGAGGGCUCGGCUCAAUAUACGUGCUGCCUGCCGGCUAUGCGGGAGAUGGGUUUGUCAAUGACACCUUUGUUAUCUCGGUUGGAUCUGUAUGUUGUAAUCAGACACACUACGGCGAUCUUAUUAUUAAUUCGGCGACAUUGGUUUCCGCUAUUUACAUUGAAAACCAUAAAUCCAGGAGGAGAAGUAAUUCAUGUUUUGGACAUUACACUGCGCCUGGAAUGGUUGCCGGGAUGAUCGCAUUAACCCUGGAGGCAAAUCGAGACCUGACCAUUCGCGAUAUCAAACAGAUUCUAAUCAAAUCCUCCGGACAUCUUGGACUUGACUUCUCAAACGAAUUCAGUCCAAACGGGGCUGGACAUUACUUUCAUCCAGCAUUGGGAUUCGGAUAUCCAAAUGUUACACAGAUGAUUAAAUAUGCAAAAUCUUGGAAACGACUCCCAAUGCAAUACACGUACAGGUACAAGAUGGACAACAAAAAUGAAACUUCCGUUCUUUCGUGUACGGUUAGUGGCGAGAAGUAUGUACAUAAAAUUGAAGAAGUUGUGGUUCAAAUAAAAAGAAUAACUUUUCGAAAGCGAUUCAUUCUUCUCCUUAUCUCCCCAAAUGGCACGCUUUCCAUUCUUUAUGAGUCACCAGAAAUUCCAACAGAUCACUGGUCAAGCAAACCUGUGAACCGAUGGUUUAUGUCUACACACUUCUGGGGAGAAGACAGUAGUGGCAUUUGGAAAUUGCAUUGUUUAGGUUGUACUUUUAUGUCUGCCGUGCUCGUCAUUCAAGGACUAGGACAAAGUGAAAAAGACAUAUCAACGCAUAAAACAAGCCACCCAGAAUACGUUUCGUUAAAUAUUGUCUUUACAUUUAUACAGUCAGUUAUAAUGAUUAUUAUGAUUAUUAUUAUUUUAAGGCGGAGGAUAAGAGCAUGCUGUUAUAAUCUAACAAAACACUACAACUCAACAACAAAUAUUGAACUCCGUGACGCUGUUUUAUUAGAACAAAAAUGAGUAGAACAUGGUGUUGAACUCGCAUAAAAUACUCCGGAUUCUAGAUGUUCGCUCAGUGGUUAAAAGGGUUAAACUGUUGGGGUCUUAAGAGUUUUAGGCAGUUUGCAGAUUGUUAAGAAUGUGUACGCAAAAAUAAAAUCAUGUGUAAAAAAAUGUAGUUCGCUGCCCGAAGGAGGAGUGCAAAGACUGCUGACCGAGGGCAAAAAACCCCAGCCUAUAUGCCAUCAACUUAUUAAUGAGUAUUCUAUUAAUUAACUUUUACGUAUGGUGCAACACUUUGGUUAAAAGCGCUCCAAUAUAUUACUUUAAAUUUAUAUUUGAAACCUAUUUAAUAAUUCAUGUAGUCUGCUUUUUGGACUAAACAUGACUUAUUUUGACAUGCAGCCUUUUAGUGACGAUGCACACCCGUAUAAAGAAAGCACUGUACAGUCUAAGGAUGCAUGUCUUUUUGUCUCUAUAUCGUAAAUCUUUUGCUAAAAGUUCAUAAUUUACACCUUUCUCGGCCAUCUUGCGCCGCCAUUUUGGCAGUUUUUAAAAAAGAUAAUUAUCGUAAAAUGUAUCAACAGAUUAAAUAAAACUGUUAUAUAAAACCAUACAAAGUGGUUGAAUUAUAUAACAGGCUAGUAUUUCCAAAUAGGUUAAAACGAGCCAUAACAUUUGAACAACAGUCGGAAAAAACGGAAACAAAAUGGCUACAUUUUAAAAUAAUUCCCAGCAUAUUUCUCAUAUAAAGCAAGUUUCGACAGCCAAUGAAAAUGGCCCACUUCUCAAAUCCUAGAUUUGCCGAGUUGUGUGGCCAAUCAAAAAGGCAGAAACUCAUAUUGGGAGUUUGGUCGAUAUUGGCCGAGUUUUGGCAUAUAUUGUCGUCAAUUGUCUAAUAUUUUUACCGCAAUUGGCUUUCGUAUCGCGUCAAAUACGUAAAUGUGGAUUAAUAAUUUCCGAUAUUUACAUUUUGAUUUAUAAAUGUAUUAAUUGUACUUUUGAGAUACUUUUCUUGUUUGUUAUGUUUUAAUUUGUCUUUAUAUUUUUCCUGUAAUAUGCCAUGUUUUUUUUUAAACCAUAUUAAUUAUUUUCUGAUGCAUGUCAUAUUACGAAGAAACUGUUAUUAACAUGUAUACGACAACAAACAAUUGUGUAGGUCUGUCUGUCCGUCUGUCUGAAUUUAAAAAACCCUAGCCAUGUUGAAGACCUUUUUGCACAAAGGUUUUAGAACAUUAAUCAAAUAAAUUUGGGAUAUAAGUUUUGGAAACCUUAAAGGACCUGAUAUUCUUAUAGUUUUAAGACAGCAACGAAACCGGACUUCAUUAUUUUCUGAAAUAAACUAUACACACAUUUUGAAUUUUGUGAAAUGUCAUUUAAUGUUUAAGGCAACUUUAUUAUAUUGAUGAUAUACAUGUUCAAGUAUGCGUAAAAUGUCAUUUUGGCUAGUUGAAAUGAUUUAUUUUGAGUUUAAUGAGCCUUUGUCAUCAUCAAGCCACUGUGACCAUACAUACAACAAACAACUUUUAAUGUUGAUAUUCAAAUAUGCACUCUUACUCCCGAAAACGAUUUUUCACAAUUUAUUAAUUGUUUAAUGAUACCAAGACGGAUAAAAAUAUAGAAAAUAAUGGUUUUUAUGAAGAAUACAGAGUUUAAUUUGAAAGAAAAAAGCCAAAACACAGUAUUUAUACCUUAUGAGAAGAAAAUAGAUCACAGUAAAUAUUUAAGUAAUCACCACUCAUUUGAAAAAAAUGCGUUUUCAGCUAUUAAAUACAGCGUUACAAUCUUGUUAUGGAGUAAAUUUACAUUUUACUGACCGUUCCAAGGCGGUACCUAACAAUUCUUGAUAAACAUACCA